Messenger RNA from Megalops cyprinoides (Indo-Pacific tarpon), 1380 nucleotides. RefSeq lists its product as uncharacterized. The transcript is spliced from 7 exons. Bases 1 to 1380 code for a protein of 459 amino acids. The record is from RefSeq and is a predicted model, not a curated record. Gene Ontology annotation, biological process: translational elongation; translation. Gene Ontology annotation, molecular function: GTP binding; GTPase activity; translation elongation factor activity. NCBI's taxonomy places the organism in Eukaryota, Metazoa, Chordata, Actinopteri, Elopiformes, Megalopidae.
AUGCCCAAGGACAGAAUCCACAUAAACGUUGUAAUUAUUGGCCAUGUUGACAGUGGCAAAUCCACAACCACAGGUCACCUUCUUUAUAAAUGUGGCGGUGUGGACCCAAGGACCAUUGAGAAAUUUGAGAAGGCUGCAUCACAGCUAGGCAAGAGUUCUUUCAAAUAUGCCUGGGUUUUGGAUAAACUGAAAGCAGAGAGGGAGCGUGGAAUCACGAUCGAUAUAUCACUGCUGAAGUUCAAUACCCACAAGUUCUCCAUAACCAUCAUUGACGCACCAGGACAUCGUGACUUCAUAAAGAAUAUGAUCACUGGAACAUCCCAGGCUGAUGCUGCACUCCUGAUAGUGUCUGCAGCCAAGGGGGAGUUUGAGGCUGGAAUAUCCAGAAAUGGGCAGACGAGAGAGCAUGCUUUACUGGCAUACACUCUUGGUGUCAAGCAGCUCAUGGUCUGUGUCAACAAAAUGGACGUGACGGAGCCACCGUACAGCCAGAAGCGCUUUGAGGAGGUGGUCCGUAACGUGACAGUGUUCAUUAAGAAAAUUGGCUACGACCCCACAUCAGUUCCCUUUGUUCCUGCGUCUGGAUGGAGUGGUGAAAAUAUGCUAGCUGCUUCCCCAAAGAUGCCCUGGUUCAAAGGGUGGAAAAUCAAAAGAAAAGAAGGCAAUGCAAGUGGUAAAACCUUGUUGGAAGUCCUGGACGCACUUUCGCCCCCUGUACGCACUGUUAACAAGCCCCUUCGACUGCCCUUGCAGGAUGUCUACAAGAUCGGAGGGGUGGGGACAGUCCCUGUGGGGAAAGUUGAGACUGGGGUCCUGAAGCCUGGCAUGCUCUUGACCUUCUCCCCGGCUAAGCUGACUGCUGAGGUCAAGUCCAUCGAAAUGCACCACCAGGGGCUCCAGACAGCUCUGCCAGGACACAACAUUGGUUUCAACAUAAAGAAUGUAGCUGUGAAGAAUCUACGACGUGGAGAUGUGGCUGGGAAUGCCCAGCACGACCCUCCCUCCGAUGUGGCCAGCUUUAUUGCCCAGGUCAUUAUUCUGAACCACCCUGGCAUGAUCAAGGCUGGCUACUCCCCAGUGUUGGACUGCCACACCGCCCAUAUCACUUGCCGCUUUGCUCAGCUACAGGAAAAGAUUGACCGCCGGACUGGCAAAAAGCUGGAGGACUGGCCCCAGGCCCUGGUGUCUGGUGAUGCUGCUACUGUCAAACUGGUGCCCAAUAAGCCCUUAUGUGUAGAGAGCUUCUUCAACUACCCUCCUCUAGGUCGGUUUGCUGCCAGGGACCUGAAGCAGACUGUAGCGGUUGGUGUCAUCAAAUCCGUGGAGAAAAUUGACCAAAGCUCAAAGAGGCUUGCACAGAAAGCCCCAAUCUUAAAAUGA